AUACCAUCUACAUAUAUAUUAUAAAUAGUAGAGGAAGGAAAGCAAUCGUCUCUCUGUGUCUCUCAUCCAAUCAGGUGCCUUGGUCUCUCUCUCUCAGCUUUGGCGUUCGUGAUGCGUCGUUCUGGUGCUGCUGCAUCUAAGAAGAAAUCGGAUUCAAUCACAUCUUCAGCCACGGAUCUCUUUCGCUCAGCAUCGAGUAAGGCGACGACUAAAGAAAUGGAUCGAAUAGAUCAUUUGUUUAAUCAGUAUGCCAAUUCAUCUUCCAAUCUCAUUGAUCCUGAAGGAAUAGAGGAGCUCUGUUCCAAUUUGGAUGUUCCUCAUACUGAUAUCAGAAUCUUGAUGCUUGCUUGGAAAAUGAAAUCUGAGAAACAAGGCUACUUUACUCAGGAGGAGUGGAGAAGAGGCCUUAAGGCUUUAAGAGCUGAUACACUCAGUAAACUGAAGAAAUCCCUCCCCGAGCUCGAGAAAGAGGUCAGGAGGCAAUUAAAUUUUGCAGAUUUCUAUGCUUAUGCCUUCCGCUAUUGCUUAACAGAGGAAAAGCAGAAGAGCAUAGACAUAGAGACUAUAUGUCAACUCCUCGAGAUUGUCAUGGGAUCUACAUUCCGACCCCAAGUUGACUACUUUGUCGACUACUUAAAGAUCCAAAACGACUACAAAGUCAUAAACAUGGAUCAAUGGAUGGGCUUUUACAGGUUCUGCAAUGAGAUAAGUUUCCCGGAGAUGACGGAAUACAAUCCAGAGCUUGCAUGGCCUUUGGUUCUCGACAAUUUUGUUGAGUGGAUUCGUGAAAAACAAGCCUGAAAAGCUUUUACCCUGUAUCGAUCGGUGUUUGGUUUUUGCAGGAUCGUUGGUUCCUUCUCAACAAACAGAUUCAGCAAGACUUUUAUUUCAGUUUCUUCAAUCCUUCAAAAACAUUGUUUAAAAACAAACAACACAUUAUAUGAUUUUUGUUACAUGUGAUUAACUUCAAUAGAGGGGAACACACUAUGUUUGAAAUACUA
Molecule: messenger RNA, 1001 nt
Organism: Raphanus sativus (radish)
Lineage: Eukaryota; Viridiplantae; Streptophyta; Magnoliopsida; Brassicales; Brassicaceae
Exons: 10
Coding region: 112-801 (229 amino acids)
Biological process (GO): positive regulation of ubiquitin-protein transferase activity; protein neddylation
Cellular component (GO): ubiquitin ligase complex
Molecular function (GO): cullin family protein binding; ubiquitin-like protein binding; ubiquitin conjugating enzyme binding
Source: RefSeq, a predicted model, not a curated record